Dendronephthya gigantea is the source of this 2095-nucleotide messenger RNA. RefSeq lists its product as uncharacterized. The coding region runs from base 128 to 2017 and encodes 629 amino acids. The record is from RefSeq and is a predicted model, not a curated record. The transcript is spliced from 10 exons. NCBI's taxonomy places the organism in Eukaryota, Metazoa, Cnidaria, Anthozoa, Malacalcyonacea, Nephtheidae.
CGUGAAGAGAACGAGGAAGAUAAUAUUUAAAGGACCAAAACAAUCCGUAAAACACAGCUAGAGUUUUCACAGGAAAAUAAAGGUUUGACGAAGCUUAAAUAUCUUUGCAAAGCGCAAAAUUGACCGUAUGUCUUCGCCAGAAAAGAAGGAGGAUACAACUUGGCGUGAAAGGUUCUUAAGCUCUUCAAGUUACUUCGCCAAAUCAUCACCAGUAUUAGAGAGAGUGCGCCGCACAAAAUCAGAUUGUUCAGCAACUCAAAAACCAAAUACUGUUCCUGUUUACGAGGGUAUUCCUGAGAAUCCACAAACCUCAAGCGAUCUCUAUACCAAAGUGGUGAUACCGGAGAAAGAUACAAGUCAUGAACCAAAGGUAUAUGAAGAGCUUGGUACUUUCCAACAUAGAAAGGCUCGGUGUAUCAGCCCGAAAAAAAACGUAGACGAUGUAAACGAUAUUUACGAAAUGAUGGAGUUAUUUAAACUGCUUCAUAUUGAAUAUGAUCCUCAAAAAUUGGUCCUCUCAGAGAUGAAAGAGACGGCAAAAAAGGAGAUAGAAGAACAAAGUUCCGGCAGCGGAAAAUAUUCAAAUGGGAUAACGGGAUUUGAGGUCAUUGCAAAGGCUAAAGCCGAAGAUACGUUGAAAAGGGAAAAGCUGAGGGAAUCGUAUUUGGAGGUUGAUGAGUGUGUCAAACAAUUGGAUCAGUAUGCGAUUGAGAUUCUGGACGUCUUCUAUGGCGAUCGUGGGAUUUUGAAUGCUUUGGCAGAACAGAAAAAAAGCUUAACGAACACAGAGUACAACGUUCUUAUUGCAGGUGAAAGUAGUGCCGGGAAAAGUAGUUUAUUGAAUCUUAUUCUUGGCGAAGAGCUUCUUGCACACCAUGUCUUGAGUACAACCUCGACAAUAUGCGAACUGAGGUUUGGGGAGGAACGAAAACUGGUCGUUCAUUAUAAGUAUAACGAAGAAACGAAGACACGUCCUUUGCCUGUAAUAUUUCCCUUGAAAUCCCAGGAAGAAUGCGGUAAAAUUUUUUAUGAUCAAAUCGCUCCCUUCGUGCAAAUGGAGUCAAAUCAGCGAGAAAAAGGCUCCAAAUAUUCUAGAGUAGAAAUCUUUUGGCCGCAUGAAUUACUUAAGAAAGGAAUUGUUAUCAUUGAUAGUCCAGGCCUGGGUGAAUCUGAUGAAAUGGAUGAAGUUCUGAUGAAUUAUCUUCCGAAUGCUUUUGCAUUUAUCUAUGUUCUUGACACUUCCCACGCUGGGGGAAUACAAAAAGACUUGAAAGAAAAGCUGAUGAGCAUCAUACAAAAGGUGCAGAAGUCUCAGACUGAAUGCAGUGUUGAAACGACGACCCUUCAACAUUUAGCCGAAUGCUCGCUUUUCAUCGGCAAAAAAUGGGAUCAAGUAGAAGAAGAUCAGAGAUCAACGGUGAAGAAACAUAUCGUCACAAAGCUGUGCGAGUGUUGGGAGUGUUCAAAUUUGAGUCAUCAAAUUGUGUAUAUGUCAAUAAAAGACGCCAUCAAAGUACAGGGAUAUGGUGGAGUCACACAGGAGUUCAACGAUUUACUUCAAAAAAUUAAGACGAUGAUAUUGAAGGCAAUAAAUGUCAGACUAUACAACCACUGGCUGUGGUUGUAUACAUUGCUGCACCAUAUUUAUAGAGUAACAUAUUUCUUCAAUCAAGAGGUUCAAUCAUUUCACAAGCAAACUCGUGAACGGAUGGAAUCAAUCGAAAAACGGAUGGAAACGAUUGAAAAACAAGAGCAAGAUGUAAAGAAGAACAUGGAAGAAAGACUGAAAUACCAGACCACAGUUCUCCAAGAUACACUGAGGAAAUACAUUUGUUCGACAGAAUUCAAAGCAAAGCUCUGCAGGUGGAACGAUUGCGUACUUCCACCGUACGAAAUAAAUUGGGAAACAACAAAAAGCAACGUGGACAAGGCAAUUGAUUACCGAUUUAAAGAAUUACUCAUCCAGUGGGAGAAUGACAAUCAAGUGUGCUUUUGCACGAAUUUCGUACAAGGUUAAGUCUUUUGGAAGAGGAGCUUCAAGGCAUCGACAAAGCGAUGCAUGAUGUGGAAAGAAAAGCUGAUUAUGCAAAGAAUA